GCGACAAGUUUCAUGCAAUCCUCAGGUAUCCUUUGGGGGCGGAUUUUGUCCCAAGUUCCGUCGUUAUUCGCUGGGGUCCUGAAAUUGUGAUCUCCACUCCGUCAUCCUUCUUGCUUUUUCUGUUCCAUCGCCCAGUCCAAUACGAGUAGGGCUGCAACAGCUUCUCGGCGGUGUAGCGUAUCAAAAUGGAAGGUAGCCUCAGUCAGACAGUCCUGCACUGAGUAUAUAAUCGUGUACUCUUCCCAUCACUAGGCGAAUACUGGCCCGAUCUGCUCUACAGUAGGUGCUUCAACGACCUAGUUAUUCUCCAAGUCCACACUGGUCACGAUGAAAUUCACAGCAGCCCUCCUAGGCUUCGCCUCCACGACUUGGUCCACCGGGAUCCUCCUGCCUCUAUACAUCUACCCCUCCGACACUUUCAAGGAUGGAGCCGCAAGGUGGAAGCCAGCCUUCGACGCCAUCGAGGCGAACCCGGGCGUCCAAUGGCGGGUGGUCAUCAACCCGGCCAACGGGCCCGGGCCCACCUUUCAGCCCGGCAACAACGACGAGAACUACAUCGACGGCACGGCCAAGUUCAACACGUACCCCAGCGUCGAGACGAUCGGCUAUGUCCGCACUGACUACGGCCAGUCGCCGGUCUCGGAGGUCAAGGCCAAUAUCACGGCCUGGGCCAACUGGGCCACCUACGCGACCGCCGACAUCUCCGUCAAGGGCAUCUUCUUCGACGAGGCGGGCGCCUCAGACGGCAGCAACCUCGCAUACCUGUCGGACGUGAUUUCGUUCGCGCGCUUGGCCUUCACGACGCCCAUCGCGGCCAUCUGCAACUUCGGCGCCAGGCCGGCCGACGAGUACUACUCCGUCUGCGACGUCGCGAUCGUGUUCGAGAGCUGCCUGGACCACGGGUCCGGACCGGAGGCGUGUCUGACCGCGGCCGAGUACGGGAACCAGAUGACCAUAUCGGCUAAUAUCCCCGACGCGGCGCACAGGUCCGCGGCGGCCAUCAUCGUGCACGAUUUUGCUGGUACGGCGGCGGAUGGGCAGGCCGCUGACGAGGCGACGCUGGAGAGCUACAUCCACACGUUAAAGGCGAAUGGUGUUGGCUGGGGGUACUUCACCACUCAGGGGUAUGAGGAUGGGAUUACGGCCCCGCCGGCCAGUAUUGCGAACGUGGCCAGGUUCAUGGCGAGCGCGUAGGGGAUUUGUGGGAGAUACGGACGGUGACUUAGAUUUUUUGAGAGAAGACUAGUUGGAAUUGCG
This is a messenger RNA of Phialemonium atrogriseum, 1257 nucleotides long. Its product is annotated as Spherulation-specific family 4-domain-containing protein. The record is from RefSeq and is a predicted model, not a curated record. The coding region runs from base 328 to 1194 and encodes 288 amino acids. The transcript has a single exon. NCBI's taxonomy places the organism in Eukaryota, Fungi, Ascomycota, Sordariomycetes, Cephalothecales, Cephalothecaceae.